AACUGAGUUCAAGGCAAUUAAAGUCAAGAGCUAAGGAGGGAGGGAGAGAGUUUAGAAAUACCAGCAUAAUAAGUAGUAUGACUGGGUGCUCUGUAAAUUAACUCAAUUAGACAAAGCCUGAUUUAACGGGGGAAGAUGGUGAGAAGCGCUACCCUCAUUAAAUUUGGUUGUUAGAGGCGCUUCUAAGGAAAUUAAAUCUGUUAGUUGUUUGAAUCACAUAAAAUUGUGUGUGCAUUUUCAUGUACAUGUGCACACAUGUAACCUCUGUGAUUCUCGGUAUUUUUUUAAGAAGAGAGGAAUAGAAAGCAAAGAAAAAUAAAACAUACUGAAAAGAAAAAAGAUGAAAGAGUAGGAGAUAAGGAGAAAAGUAGGAUAGAGACAAGGAAAGUACGAGAGAGAAAGAGAGAGAGCGAGAGAGAGAGAGCUCUCCCAAUUAUAAAGCCAUGAGCCCCCUUUGGUGGGGGUUUCUGCUCAGUUGCUUGGGCUGCAAAAUCCUGCCAGGAGCCCAGGCUCAGUUCCCCCGAGUCUGCAUGACGGUGGACAGCCUAGUGAACAAAGAGUGCUGCCCACGCCUGGGUGCAGAGUCGGCCAAUGUCUGUGGCUCUCAGCAAGGCCGGGGGCAGUGCACAGAGGUGCGAGCCGACACAAGGCCCUGGAGUGGUCCCUACAUCCUACGAAACCAGGAUGACCGUGAGUGGUGGCCAAGAAAAUUCUUCCACUGGACCUGCAAGUGCACAGGAAACUUUGCCGGCUAUAAUUGUGGAGACUGCAAGUUUGGCUGGACCGGUCCCAACUGCGAUCGGAAGAAACCACCAGUGAUUCGGCAGAACAUCCAUUCCUUGAGUCCUCAGGAGAGAGAGCAGUUCUUGGGCGCCUUAGAUCUCGCGAAGAAGAGCGUACACCCCGACUACGUGAUCACCACACAACACUGGCUGGGCCUGCUUGGGCCCAGUGGAACCCAGCCGCAGUUUGCCAACUGCAGUGUUUAUGAUUUUUUUGUGUGGCUCCAUUAUUAUUCUGUUAGAGAUACAUUAUUAGGACCAGGACGCCCUUACAAGGCCAUAGAUUUCUCACAUCAAGGACCUGCGUUUGUUACCUGGCACCGGUACCAUUUGUUGUGUCUGGAAAGAGAUCUUCAGCGACUCAUUGGCAAUGAGUCUUUUGCUUUGCCCUACUGGAACUUUGCCACUGGGAGGAACGAGUGCGAUGUGUGUACAGACCAGCUGUUUGGGGCAGCGAGACCAGACGAUCCGACUCUGAUUAGUCAGAACUCAAGAUUCUCCAGCUGGGAAACUGUCUGUGAUAGCUUGGAUGACUACAACCACCGGGUCACCUUGUGCAAUGGAACCUAUGAAGGUUUGCUGAGAAGAAAUCAAAUGGGAAGAAACAGCACGAAAUUGCCAACCUUAAAAGACAUACGAGACUGCCUGUCUCUCCAGAAGUUUGACAAUCCUCCCUUCUUCCAGAACUCUACCUUCAGUUUCAGGAAUGCCUUGGAAGGGUUUGAUAAAGCAGAUGGGACUCUGGAUUCUCAAGUGAUGAGUCUUCAUAAUUUGGUUCAUUCCUUCCUGAAUGGGACAAACGCUUUGCCACAUUCAGCCGCCAAUGAUCCCAUUUUUGUGGUGGUUUCUAAUCUUUUGCUUUACAAUGCUACAACAAACGUCCUUGAACAUGUAAGAAAAGAGAAGGGGACCAAGGAACUCCCUUCCCUGCACGUGCUGGUUCUUCAUUCCUUUACUGAUGCCAUCUUUGAUGAGUGGAUGAAAAGAUUUAAUCCUCCUGCAGAUGCUUGGCCUCAGGAGCUGGCCCCUAUUGGUCACAAUCGGAUGUACAACAUGGUUCCUUUCUUCCCUCCAGUGACUAAUGAAGAACUCUUUUUAACCGCAGACCAACUUGGCUACAGCUAUGCCAUUGAUCUGCCAGUUUCAGUUGAAGAAACUCCAGGUUGGCCCACAACCCUCUCGGUAGUCAUGGGAACACUGGUGGCUUUAGUUGGUCUUUUUGUGCUGCUGGCUUUUCUUCAAUAUAGAAGACUUCGAAAAGGAUAUACACCCCUAAUGGAGACACAUUUAAGCAGCAAGAGAUACACGGAAGAAGCCUAGGGUGCUCAUGCCUUAUCUAAGAGAAGAGGCUGGCCAAGCCACAGUUCUGACCCUGACAAUAAAGGAACUAAUCCUCACUGUUCCUUCUUGAGUUGAAGAUCUUUGACAUAGGUUCUUCUCUAGUGAUGAUGAUCUCAUUCAGAAGAUGCUUAGCUGUAGUUUCCUCUUUGCUUGCUGGUUUAACAAACCCAAGCUAAAGUGCUUGAGGCUACCUCUAUCUUCAAAUAAAGGUAGACCUGACAAUUUGUGAUAUCUAAUUAUAACCCCCCAUAUUGAUUAAGCCUCCUCCUUUUCUGAAAGCAUUUAAAAAAACAGAAAAAUCCCAAAACAUUGAUCUAGGGGAGUCAUUUAAAUUUGCAGGUCAGUGCAAUGUGAGACCUGGCCAAGACCAUGCAUCAAUCUUUCCUAGCCUCAGUGUCUUUAUUGGUAAUGGCAUGGAGGUGGGAGGUUGUAAGUGCUAGAUGAAUCUCCAAGAUCCCUUUUAGCUAUAAACAUCUCUGCUUCUAGGCACCCUCCUGAUUGUCUUCCUUGGGCUUCUUUUUCUUCUUUUCUCUAUCUUUUUCCUCUCCAGCUUAGAAGAUGAGAAUAAGCCUUGUUUUCUUUACAGGAUGGAAAAUGACUAAAUGAAGGAUCAAUUCCGCUCUAUUGUGUAAAUUAGAUUUUACGGAUUUUACUUAAAAUCUGCGGUUUUAAACAGUAAACCUAUAUUACAGGAUUCAAUAGCUGAAUACACAUUGAUUCUAUAGUAAUAAAUAGAGAAGAUAAUAAAAUUAUAGAGUUUCCUGGUUAGUUGAUAUACUACUGUAAAUCUAUUAACAAAUACAGAAUUACUCUUUCCAAGGAAGGCUGACUGAAGGCCGGUGAGGCUGUAAACCUGAACAUGAGACUAUUUGACUUGAGUCCCAUUACUCUGAGGUCUCUUUGACUGAUCCUGAACCAAUUUUUUUACUAGGUAGCCUCAGAUGAAAAAUUUUUCCCACAUAAUGCACUUGGCUUAUUUUUAAGCAUUGAUGUUAGAUUCAUUAAUGUUGCCGUAUACUCACAGUUACUUAUGAAUGCUGAUCAACUAAGUCUUAUCAUUUGAAAGCAAACCAUCUGUACAAAACAUGACAAUUCAGAAUUAAGUGGUUAUAUUCUGCUAUGCAAUCAUCAGAUAAUGAGAAAUAAAAAUGAGGCAAUCUUUACUACGAUGUUCAGACUUAUCAUGAUGGACCCCACUUCAGAGAAGUUAAUGGCUCUUGAGAUUUCCAGGCAAAUUUCAUCUGCUCAUAUCUGGUUUCUGUGCAUCAGGAGUGAGACUGACGUUCUAGGGCGUGGCUUGUCUGUCGAGGCCCCUCUCUGCUGGAAUGAAUGUCUGUAAAGAAUGGGUGUUAAGAGGUCCCUGGAGCUGCCUUCUACAUAAGGGGUCCUAGAGGGUGCAAGACUCACCCUAGAGGGUGCAAGUUUACCCCAUGCAAUAGGACUGCUAAAGCCAGAGAAAUGGACAAAGCCCAGUUGAAACUGAAUUUGAGUUUGAAUCUCAUAAAAUUACAGGUGCAUCUGAGAGCAGGCUCAGUGGUGAAGAUCAAGAUAGCCCGGAGUCCUUCAUGGGGAUAAAGCACUGCUUGGGCUUUUUAGCUUCAGCCACAUGCAUACCUCUCAAUUCCUGCCACUAACAAUAUUGAUGGAAAAUACAGCACUGUAUCUUUCACAUGCUCCACUCUGGAAGGUUUAUGCUCUGAGCUCAGGAUAGUUGGGGAACACAUUUUUAAAUCUUGGUUUUAAACAAAAAGAGAAAUUUAUGAAAAUGAAGAUAUAAUUGUGCAUGGUACAUAUAUUUCUGAAAAGUUAUGUAUAAAUCAAUUAUGUUAAAAGCACCAGGAGAAGUUACUUUUUAUAGGUGAACUAUUGUGAAUAAUUUCGUAAGGCAAAUAACCACCUCUAGCUUAUCUGUCAGGUAUAUCAGAAUUCUCAUAUAUCAUAUUCUCACAAGAUUUGGUUAAAGCAAGAUCUAUCUUAGGUAGAAAAAAAUAGUAAUCGAUUAUACUUAGCUACUUUUAUCUAUAGUGUGGGCAACUUUUUACAACUAUUAUGUUUUAUAAUGUCUUCCUGAGAGAAUUUCCUAAUUUUGUAGUUCAUAUAAGAGAAAUACAAUUUUCUAGCAUUUUCUGACCUUACAAUAAAUCAAUUAUGAAUGCAUUUUAACAAAUAUUAAGGUAGGAUAAACCAACAGAAUAAAAAGUUGGUAUUUACUUACGUUGAAUAUCAUGCAAAUAAACUCAGAAAAUGUCACCAAAUACUGUGGGCUAUAUUUCUCAAUGAUAGGGGGAAGAAUUCAACCUUGAAGAAAUGACCAGAUCACUUUACUGCUUAUAUCUUUAAUAUUAGAAAACCUGCAUGUAUGAUUUUAAUAGAAAUGCUUUUUAUAAAGCUAAUAUUCAGAAAUGGGAUAAAAUGCAAUAACAUCUUUCCUUUGCGCAUUAAAUUCUCUUCUAAUUCUAAAAUUGAGAUUUGUAUCUUGCUUAGGAUUUAACAUUGUUAAUUAUAAUACUUUUAAUGAGUAGUUUUAAUCUCACAUUAUUAAGAAGUAGAAAACUUACUAAAAAGGAAACUAAAAAUAAAUGUUGUUUUGCAGAUUA
Nomascus leucogenys (northern white-cheeked gibbon) is the source of this 4720-nucleotide messenger RNA. It is a transcript of the gene DCT, whose product is annotated as dopachrome tautomerase. Gene Ontology annotation, biological process: developmental pigmentation; melanin biosynthetic process from tyrosine; ventricular zone neuroblast division. Gene Ontology annotation, molecular function: oxidoreductase activity; dopachrome isomerase activity. The record is from RefSeq and is a predicted model, not a curated record. Gene Ontology annotation, cellular component: melanosome. Lineage: Eukaryota; Metazoa; Chordata; Mammalia; Primates; Hylobatidae.